This is a messenger RNA of Episyrphus balteatus (marmalade hoverfly), 1821 nucleotides long. RefSeq names its product equilibrative nucleoside transporter 1 (gene Ent2). Gene Ontology annotation, molecular function: nucleoside transmembrane transporter activity. The coding region runs from base 236 to 1690 and encodes 484 amino acids. The record is from RefSeq and is a predicted model, not a curated record. NCBI's taxonomy places the organism in Eukaryota, Metazoa, Arthropoda, Insecta, Diptera, Syrphidae. The transcript is spliced from 11 exons. Gene Ontology annotation, cellular component: plasma membrane. Gene Ontology annotation, biological process: nucleoside transmembrane transport.
UUGGUUUUUCUUUGCUAGUCGUCGGCUUUCACCAUCACCACUCAAAAAUAUAUUCCCUCGCCACAUGUUUAUACUUUUUUAUAUAAAUAAAAUUAAAAAAAUACCUUUACUUUAUGACUAUAAAUGAAGUGAUACCAUUCUACUAAAAAAGUGAACUAAAAAAAAACUAAUGAAAAUUUAUUUGUACCUUAUUUAAAUAACAAAAAAAAAAAACAAAAGCAAUCAAUUGUUAAUAAUGUCGCACAGGGAGCAGCAACAGUUGUUAACUGGGAAUCAGCCCUUACCACAAAUUAUCAAAAAUGGCACUGACAACAGUGAAAGAUCUCCAUUCCUUACAGACCGUAACAAGCCUGUAUCUCUCACACCAUCGUGGGAGCAAAGGAACCUACCAAAUGAUGAGCUUAAUUUUAAGGGUAUGACAAUGGAUAGGGCUAAAAUGGAAAUUAGCCCGCCUUAUGAUAAAUGGAAAUUGGUGUUUCUUAUAUUUAUGUUGCAUGGCCUUGGAACCCUAAUGCCUUGGAAUAUGUUUAUCACAGCUAAAGGUUACUUUGUAGAUUUUAAACUAAAUUCGACACUAACAACAGGUGAAGACAGCGCCUAUUCGACUAAUUUUUUGGCCUAUAUUGGCUUUGCUUCACAAAUUCCAAAUGUGGUAUUUAAUUGGUUGAAUGUUUUUGUAAAUAUGGGUGGAGACUUGACGAAACGUAUUGUUUGGAGUAUCCUAAUAGAAAUCUGUGUCUUCAUUGUGACCGUGGUGCUAGCGAUGUUAGAUUCAUCGAGUUGGCCUGGUGCUUUCUUUUGGAUAACAAUGCUUUGUGUUGUUAUACUUAACAUGGCUAAUGGAAUUUACCAGAAUACCGUUUUUGGUAUGGUUGCAACACUGCCAAUCAAAUAUACUGGAGCCGUUGUCCUUGGCUCGAAUAUAAGUGGACUUUUUGCAACAGUUAUAUCAAUUUGUAGUUCACUGAUUUUUAAUUCACAAAGAACAGCCGCUAUUUAUUAUUUUAUAACAGCAAUGUUCGUCCUGCUAGUAUGUUUUGAUACAUAUUUUGCACUGCCACUAAAUAGAUUCUUUAGGUACAAUGAACUAAUGAGAGAAAAAGAGACUAAUCAAGUUUCAUUAGACGAUAAGAGUAAAACACCAUAUUGGACUAUUUUCAAAAAGGCAUCUCCACAACUGUUUAAUGUAUUUUUUGUGUUUUUCGUUACAUUAGCAGUUUUUCCAGCCGUUCAUUCAGAUGUGCAACGAAUGGACAAAGAUUUUUUCAUUCCUGAGAAUUUGUUCACUGCGAUAACAUGUUUCUUGACGUUUAACUUUUUUGCCAUGCUUGGAAGCUCAUUAACGUCCUGGGUCCAAUGGCCAACACCAAGAUAUCUUUGGAUUCCUGUUGUAUUAAGAGUGGUGUUCCUGCCAUUAUUUAUAAUCUGCAACUAUAGACCCAAAAAUGUGUUACGUGUGUUGACCGUUUAUAUUGAAAAUGAUUAUAUAUAUUGGACAAUCGCCAUUAUAAUGUCAUUCAGUUCCGGUUAUCUAAGUUCCCUUGGUAUGAUGUACACUCCACAAACGGUUGCUCAGAAACAUCAAGUUACUGCUGGCAUGUUUGCAGCAGCCAUGUUGAUCACUGGAAUUUUCACCGGAAUAACAUUCACAAUGGUCUUUCCAAUAAUUGUAGCAAACCUAAGUUUUUAAUAAAAAAAAAACAUCGGCAACAAUAAGAACUGAAACUAACAUCAUGCCGAAAGUACAGGGCAUUAAUACAAGUCAAACCAGAAAAAAAAAAACAAAAGUAGAAAAAAUACAAUCACCAGAUUUUGCUCAAA